ACAGGGUUAGGGUUCAAUGCUUAAAUGCAGCAGCAGGUGCAUAUUUGCCACAGAGACAGAUAUUAUAAAUGAUAUUUACAGAGAACAGACAGAGAGCAGUCAAAUAGUGAAAAUUAUACAACACACGCUCAUAUUGUGGAGUAUCUUGGAUAUUUUUUCUUUUCUUUUGUGCUGGAAUCAGUGUCUCCAUGUCAUCAAUGUGCCUCAGUAGUGUCUUGACUUGUGCCAACCUCACCAUGUAUCAUACUGUUGUCCCUGAUGUCCUGCCGCAGCAACCCAGUGUGCUGCCCAGCAUCAACACCCAGCAGAUCAGCAAUCCAGGGUGCAGCUCCAACAUAAGCAGUCAGUGGUACCGGCAGAUUAGCCCUCAUUGCUGGACAGCAGAAAAUGUUCUGGAGUGGAUCAGCGAUCACGUAGAGAGCACCAAGUUUGAUGCCAGCACCCUAAGUCUAGCCUGCUGUGCCAUGGACGGCCCCGCCCUCUGUCAAAUGAACCGGGACCAGAUGAUUGGGGUCUUUGGCCCGCAGCUUGGCCUACACCUCCAUCAGAGUCUGCAAGAACACAAGUCUAAAUAUGAUCUUCAGAGCCUGUCAGGACCAGAGCUGAAUGAGACUUGCCAGCUCCUGGACAACUUUCUAGAUAAUCUCAACUUCCCUUUGCUCAGCACCAUUAGAAUUGGCCAUGCUGAAGAUGCUGUCAGCAAGAGAGAGUUUGGCUACAAAGAUGAUUAUGACCUGGCCAGUCUGGCCAUGGAGCCCAUGACACCUUUGGGAGACACUGAGUACCUGUCUGAUAAUCAGUCAGAGAGCGAGUACAGCUCCUCCUCCAACAGUGGCAUGUUUGGAUUCUCAAACCUUGGCUCACCAGAGUCUGGCAGUGGUGAAUCUGACCCAGAGUUUUCCUACCCCUUAAUUUCAAAGGUGCACAUCAAAACAGAGAAAGGAGAGUCUCAACUGAAGCGACCACGGGGGCGACCUCCUAAACUCAGCAGAGAGCACAGCAGCAGCAUUUAUUCCAGUUCAAAGAAAAACAAACACGCACCUCGUGGCACUCACCUAUGGGAGUUCAUCAGGGACAUUCUCAUCCACCCAGAGAGAAACCAGGGCUUGAUGAAGUGGGAGGACCGCCGCGAAGGUGUCUUUAAGUUUCUAAAGUCUGAGGCUGUGGCUCAAAUGUGGGGUCAGAAGAAGAAAAACAGCAGCAUGACGUAUGAGAAACUCAGCCGUGCCAUGAGGUAUUACUAUAAGAGAGAGAUCCUGGAGCGAGUCGAUGGCCGUAGACUUGUAUACAAAUUCGGUAAGAACUCCAGCGGGUGGAAGAUUGAAGAGAUGGCCAUGGGCAUGUGAGGCAUUAGUCAGAGAGUGGGUAGAAACCAAGAAGCCAAUCAGGGCAGUUGUUCAGGAACUAGAAAUACCUGUGUGGCUUGUCUGGAAAAAAACCUUGCUGCCCCAGAUGUUUAAGACACUAACUUCCUCAUAGAAGGAAGGUGUUGCAGAAAAUGUAAGCCAGUGUUUUUGGCUCUAGUAGGUUUUAUGAACCAGUAUCAAUGAUGUGCCUGUUUUGUUUUUUUGAUUGUCAUCACUUCAUAAUCUCUACUAUGUUUUGUACCCUCUGAUGUUUGUUUUAGUUCCUUUACUGAUUUGGACUAACUCAUCCUCUGUCACUAUGGAUUUUGUUUAUGUUGUAUAUGGGCAUUAUGCCAUGACUGUAUUGUGGCACUAGACAUAUCAUAUAUAUAUAUUUUUUUUUCAUGUAAAUG
Molecule: messenger RNA, 1759 nt
Organism: Larimichthys crocea (large yellow croaker)
Lineage: Eukaryota; Metazoa; Chordata; Actinopteri; Sciaenidae
Gene: elf3
Product: E74-like factor 3 (ets domain transcription factor, epithelial-specific)
Exons: 9
Coding region: 189-1346 (385 amino acids)
Biological process (GO): regulation of transcription by RNA polymerase II; cell differentiation
Cellular component (GO): nucleus
Molecular function (GO): sequence-specific DNA binding; DNA-binding transcription factor activity, RNA polymerase II-specific
Source: RefSeq, a predicted model, not a curated record